Halteromyces radiatus is the source of this 1875-nucleotide messenger RNA. RefSeq lists its product as uncharacterized. The record is from RefSeq and is a predicted model, not a curated record. NCBI's taxonomy places the organism in Eukaryota, Fungi, Mucoromycota, Mucoromycetes, Mucorales, Cunninghamellaceae. The transcript is spliced from 2 exons. Bases 235 to 1728 code for a protein of 497 amino acids.
UUUUUUUUUUUACCAUUAUAUUCAUUCAUCUCCUUCCUUCUUACUGAUAUGAUUACUCCCUUUUUUUUUCUACUAGAAAAAAACUUCUCCCCUUUUAUUUUUACUAUGUACCAUCAUUAUACAUGAUUUUUUUUUUUUGAUAUAUGUUGAUUAUACAUACCAAUGCGAAUUAUAUCAUACUCAACUCCUAUAUUAUUCAAUCUACGAAAAGCAUGAUCUAUUCGGUAUGUAAUCAUGAUACGUUCAUCCAUCAUCACUGUAUUACUUUUAUCAACCUGCUUUCAUUCUUUUUCUAGUAUCGUUUCUGGUUUUGAAGCUGAAGAUAUUACUGCUGGGGAAACUGCUUUUACAAAUGCGAUCAGUGCCAAUGGAGGUGUUCUCUCUUCUACUGGUACAGAAGAAUUAGUCUCUGGUUUAGUUCCGGAUGCUCAAAAGCUUGUAGAUCAACUGUCAAGACGUGAUGAUAUUGAAGAAACUGCAACAGAAGGUACAGGUGUCGCUACUUAUUCUGAUGAACCUUCGGGUAACGGUGGUGCCUUGAGUACAGUUACAGGAAUCACCAAUGCUGUUCUUCGCAAACGUCUUCUUGGUGGUUUAGGAUUGGAUGGAUCUCAAGGCUCACAAGAACAAGGUACUGGUACUAGUUUAACCUCAGGAUCAGGUGGAUCUACAGAAUCUGGAGGAGAAGAAACGGCGAAAGGUUUACUCAGUGAAGUAGGCUUACGUCGACGUGGUGGUUUAACAGGUGGUCUUACAGGUGGUUUACUUGGAGGUGGUAAUAAAGCAACUACGAGCGAUGUAUCUUCUGAAGAACAAGGUGGCUCCCAGGUCUCCCUUAUUGAUCUUGGUCGUCGUGAUGGAUCAAAAUUUGGUGCUGGUAUUACUAGGGGUUCUCUUUUGGCCCUUCGUCGUCGUCUCCUUGAAGAAUCAAACGCUAACACUGCAAAUCAAGAUGAUGGUGGCAUUGUUGACAACAUUGUUAAAACAGUGGGUUUGGGUACCUCUCCUGGUGGUGUCUUACGACGUGAUGUCAAUACUGAUGGUGAUCAAAACCAUAAAAGUGACAAGAAAGGCAACGAAAAAAGAUCAAAGUAUUCCCUGAAUGAUUCAAUUGACAAUCAAGAUGGUGAUGAUAGAAAAGCUCGUGUGGAACGUCGAUCAAUGAACUCUAUUCCCUUGGCAUCUGGUGCCGAUCGUAUUGCUCGUGCUCGUCAAGGAGUAGUGGUGGACCCUGAACAAGACAAAUUAGCCAAACAAAAGAGAGGAAGCCUUCUUCGUCGUAGUGGACAUUAUGCUCGGGAUUAUGCUGAUGAUAAACGACAAGCUAUGGAAGAUCGACGACAAGCUAUGGAAGAUUAUCGAAAAGACCAAAUGGAAGAAAGAAAAAAACUCGAAGAAUUAAGACAGGAUCAACUUGAAGAACAGAGAAAACUCGACGAAGAACGAGCAGAAGCUGGUCUAUUAGGAAAUACUGAUAUGCAAGAAAACACUGGAUUACAAGGAAAUACUGGAUCACAAGGAAAUGCCGGAUUACAAGGAAAUGUUGGAUCACAAGGGAACGCUGGAUUACAAGGGAACACUGGAUCACAAGGAAGCAAUGGCUCAACUCGUGUCUCUUUGAUUAGUCUUCGUCGUCGAUUACUCAAUGGUGUGGUGGAAAAAGUGACAGGUGCUGUGGGACUUGAUGAUAACGUAAAACAAAGCCAGACUGUGGGUGUCGCCCCCUGAAGCCAACCUUUAGUGGAAAUAUUAACAUAAUAAUAUAGUAAUAGUAGUAGUAGUGAUAGGUUCUAUAUAUAUUUUUUAUUAUUAUUAUUAUCAUACCUUUUUUAUUAAUAUUAUUAUUAUUAUUAGUAUUUAUUUACACUAUAAUUG